Messenger RNA from Mesitornis unicolor (brown roatelo), 1269 nucleotides. It is a transcript of the gene SNX33, whose product is annotated as sorting nexin 33. NCBI's taxonomy places the organism in Eukaryota, Metazoa, Chordata, Aves, Mesitornithiformes, Mesitornithidae. The record is from RefSeq and is a predicted model, not a curated record. Gene Ontology annotation, biological process: cleavage furrow formation; plasma membrane tubulation; endosomal transport. Gene Ontology annotation, molecular function: phosphatidylinositol binding. Gene Ontology annotation, cellular component: cytoplasmic vesicle; plasma membrane.
CCGGCCGGCUCCCCCAGGCACGACUCCUCCUUCUCCACGGCCCUCCCCAACCCUGGCAUCUCCUACCAAGGUAGUUUUGAGGACGACGACGAUGAUGACUGGGAUGACUGGGACGAUGCUUGCACGGUGGUGGAGGAGCCCCGGAGCGCACCGGGCACCAACGGGCACCCUUCGCCCAGCCUGCAGUACCCAGCGGCGUACGGGCACCCCCAGCAUGCCGGUUACCGUCCCAAACCGGCGCUGGAGAGGCAAAAAAAGAGGGGCAGCGUGGUGGGGAGGAACCUCAACCGCUUCUCCUGCUUUGUCCGCUCAGGGGUGGAAGCCUUCAUCCUGGGCGACGUGCCCCUGAUGUCCAAGAUCGCCGAGGCGUACUGCAUCGAGAUGGGCUCCAAAGGCCCCCAGUGGAGGGCCAACCCCCACCCCUUCAUCUGCUCCGUGGAGGACCCCACCAAGCAAACCAAGUUCAAGGGUAUCAAGAGCUACAUCUCCUACAAGCUGACCCCCAGCAACAUCAACUCGCCUGUCUACCGGCGGUACAAGCACUUUGACUGGCUCUACAACCGCCUCCUGCACAAGUUCACGGUCAUCUCGGUGCCUCACCUGCCCGAGAAGCAGGCCACCGGGCGCUUCGAGGAGGACUUCAUCGAGAAGCGCAAGCGGCGGCUGAUCCUCUGGAUGGACCAUAUGACCAGCCACCCCGUCCUCUCCCAGUACGAGGGCUUCCAGCACUUCCUCUGCUGCCGCGAUGAGAAGCAGUGGAAGCUGGGCAAACGCCGGGCGGAGAAGGACGAGAUGGUGGGCGCCAGCUUCCUCCUCACCAUCCAGAUCCCCACGGAGCACCAGGACCUGCAGGAUGUGGAGGACCGCGUGGAUGCCUUCAAGGCCUUCAGCAAGAAGAUGGACGACAGCGUCCUGCAGCUGACCAACGUGGCCUCGGAGCUGGUGCGCAAGCACGUGGGGGGCUUCCGGAAGGAGUUCCAGAAGCUGGGCAACGCUUUCCAGGCCAUCAGCCACUCCUUCCACAUGGACCCCCCAUACAGCUCGGAUGCCCUCAACAAUGCCAUCUCCCACACAGGCAAGACGUACGAGACCGUGGGGGAGAUGUUUGCCGAGCAGCCCAAGAACGACCUGUUCCUCAUGCUGGACACUCUCUCUUUGUACCAAGGGCUCCUCUCCAACUUCCCAGACAUCAUCCACCUCCAGAAAGGCGCCUUCGCCAAGGUGAAGGAGAGCCAGCGGAUGAGCGAUGAAGGCCGGAUGGACCAGGAG